This is a messenger RNA of Chara braunii, 6960 nucleotides long. The record is from the annotation of a GenBank genome assembly. Lineage: Eukaryota; Viridiplantae; Streptophyta; Charophyceae; Charales; Characeae.
GCGGGAGAAAUCUGUUUGUAUGCACGGGACAUCACCUGCGUCCUCCGAACACAAAUCCGAGUGAUUUUACGCUUGAUCUGACGUGAUGGUUACACUUGAUACAGCUAGGCUAAUGCAUCUUAUGAAAGAUGAGGACGAUGAGAAGGAGGAGGGUGAUGGGAAAGCUGCAGCAGGACACGUGGGAAGAGAAGAAGGAGAUGAGGUCCUCCUUGUACGCUGCUUUUCCUUGUCCUCUUCCUUCAAGUUCACCAAUUUCCGUCUCUUCUACGUAGUAGCGGUAGAUGUAGGAGGAGGAGGAGGAGGAGGAGGAGGAGGAGGAGGAGAACAAACGAGGAGGGUGAUGAAGCGGAGGUCAAAAGGUGAUGAGGAGGAGACAGGAGUAGUAGUCGAAGCAGCAGUAGUAGGAGGUGGAGGAAGUAGGUGGAGUUGUGCCUGCAAUCGCCAUGCGAUAUCGCAUACACAGAACGACAGCUCGCCUGAAGAUGAGGUUGUCCAUUUGCAGGCAGCAUCAGCUCAUGCAACAAGUGAUGGAGGCGCCCGCCUAUGUGUCGUUAUCAGAAUCCAUUGUGCAAUUUUGUUGCGCCAUGGCGUCCGAUGUGAUCCCGCGAGCGACUCCAAGGUGAUGGAUGAGGAGAAGGACGAGAGGGACAUGGGAGGAUCUCCAAAAGAUGGACAACGCGGUGGACGGGCCGGAUACGAAUGUGUUCCGGGAGAUCGUGGAGGCAUUGUCCCCUCAUCCGCAGCAGAGCGUGACAAUCUACAAGGUGCCUUUGAUGCCGGAUCACAUCAUCGCAUAGGCGCUUUAUCGUUGGGCGAGUGGGGAGACGUACGAGAGCAGCACAUCGUCAUUCAGCAUAGGACACGCAUUAGGCUUGAUUGCGGUGGAGGACGUGACUCGGGCACUUCUCAGGGUGUACUGGGAGAAGAUCUUUUGGCCUUCCGGGUUGCGGCGGGUGGCCAUUCUGCGACUCUUCGAGGCCAAGUGGUGGUGGACUUGGAAUUGCGUGUCACAGACAUUUUCGUCGGGUAUCCCGAGAGCUGCCACGACAUUCGGGUGCUUCAGCUUUCCAGUCAUUGGGCGCGUGCGGAAGAGGGGGAUCUUUUCCGUGGACCUGUCGUGGUGCUGUCGUUCAGGGUGAAGACACACGGGUACAUUCUCGGGGAUAACGACUAUCCUCCUAUAGAGUGGAUCGUCGUGCCUUACGGAGGGAUCGAUCAAUGCAUCGACGAGGAGACGUUCGACAACAAGCAGAAGGUCGCCAGAGGAGCAGUGGAGAGAGCUUUCAGAAGAUUGAAGGGGAUGCGGAGGCUCUUCCUCCGUUCACACAAAACGAAUACGGACACUCUCCCGCAACAGUUCCAAGUAGUGUGCCUGCACAACAUCCUCCUCAAUGCCGGCAUAGACUUCAACGAGAACUUGUUGUGGGAGGUGAAAAUGAAUGGCGUGCGCCGGCGAGUGGACUUGGGCUUGGAUCAACAUCCCCACCCCAUUGCGGAGAACUUCAAUCGUCCUCGUGCGCUGGCCCUGCGCGAAGCGCUGGUGGAAUUGUGGGGUUUCUACGAGACCUUCACCUCAGGAGCAGCUUCUCCCUGCGAUUCAUUCAGUCCAACUUCUUCGCUCAGGUGUUCAUCGAGCAUCUCCUCGAAGGAAAGUGCAUUCUCCAUUUCUCAAACUAACUUGCAAGAGUUCCACGCGACCUCCCCUUCCGGGAUAAUCCUGACAGGGAUCUUCGCUGGGGCAACAAUCAGCCCGAUAGAGAUUGCUCCCGUGCAAGACAACGAAAUUCUGGGGAAGCAGCGGAAUGGUGCUAGCGAGCACGACACCGAGAUACCCGUUCUCGCUAUUGCCACGGUUCUCUCCGAAACUUCUCCUAUCGGGACUCGGAGGCGAUGCUCCACAAAGGAGGUAGCAGACUCAGCAGGCACAGACAUAGUACUCCCCAGGUCGCAGUGGAUCGCCGAACGUCUCCUCUUCCCUCUGGGGUUCUGCACUGCUUUCACGUGUAAAGUAGGGACCCGGGGUGGCACGUCCACCAAACCGUACACGAAGGAGGAAGAGGAGAAGAUGGUCGCCAUCCUGAAGGAGAGGAAGGAGAAGGAGGCCAAGAAGAAGGCCUUGAUGGAGGACCAGGCGGCCAAAUUGAAAAAGGUUGAGGAAGAGAUGGUCAGGGAGAAAGAGAGAUUGAAGAAGGAAGAAGAGGAGAAGUUGAAGGAGGUGGACGAGGAAGAGGAAGAAGAUGAAAUGCCACUGCAAAGGAAGAGAGGGCAAUACAGUGGCAGCCGAGAUGACGAGAUGGAGAAAGGGAUUUCGGAGUGGUUUGCCAACUUAUCACUGGGCGAAGAAGAAGAGAUGGCGAUGUAUAUUCCCAAGGAUGAGCAGGAAGCCGCUAUGAGAAAAUGGGACGCAGAAAAAGAUGUUGUGAAGCGGCAGGCGUUAGAAGAUGAGAAAAGGAUGGAGUGGAAACUGGCAGUGAUGAGGGAGAAGAAGAGGAGAGUUGACGCGGCAACAGAGGCGGUAGAGGAGGUAAAAAAGAUAGAAGAGCAAUUAGCCGCCCAGGUUGAACUCCCAAAGAAAAUGGAGGUCAUAGCCCGAAACGUUGCACGCCUAGCACGAAUUCAGGCAGAGCAGUAUGCCUUCAGUAGGAGUCAACAUAUAGCUGUGCGUUCGAUACGACUGGGAUUCCGGGACUUUGCUCGCGAGUUGGUAGGCGCUGUAGGAACCGAGGUGGGCCAUCGCCUCGAGAAGACUGAGCGGUUCUGUGUCGGCGCCAUUGAAGGCGUCAAGGCGGCAGCUCCCAAGGAGGAGGAAGCACGCCCUCGCCGGGAGCCUGUCCAAGUCAAAUUCCCUGAUUCCUACAGUGGAAAAAGGGAAGAGAACUUUGACAACUGGGAGGCCAACGUCAAGACCUAUGUGCAUUUGCAACAGGUCUCCCCGGAUCAGCAUGUUCUAAUUGCGAUCCACGCGCUUAGAGUUGAGGCCGCCAGUUUCGCAAGGUCCCUAGUUUGUGCUGCCAACUGCAAUGACGAUGCAAUUGCGUAUUCGUCGUUCACUCCGCUCGUCGAUUUCCUGAAGUUGCUGCGCGAGCGAUUCGUCGAUGUUGCUGGCAGUGUCAAAGCCUCAGAUAGGCUACAGACAAUCCACUCUCGUCAGUGGAAGAGUGCCAGGGCACUCAAGAGCACAAUGGAAGAAUUAGUGGCUGUACCUGACCACGGGGUCACAGACACCCAGUUGGUUGCCCUCUUCUAUCGGGCUAUGCCCGAAGCCUUUCGAGGGCACUUCUUCGCGAAGAGCGAAGACCCUGCCACCACUUAUGAUUCCCUUAGCCUCUACUUAGAUGACAUCUUAGUGUUUAGUAAGACCCUUGAAGAGCAUCAGGGUCAUCUUAGGCAGGUCUUGGAGAAGCUGAGGGAAGCUAACCUCAAGAUCAAUGCAAAGAAGUGCGAUUGGGCGAAGACCCAAGUUUUAUAUUUAGGCCACGUCUUAGACGGAGACGACGUCAAGCCAAAGGAUUGCAAAAUCGCAGCGAUUCGAGAUUGGCCCACACCACGUACCCUGACAGAGUUGCGGUCAUUUUUGGGCCUAGCUAACUACUACAGGAAGUUCGUAAGGAACUUCUCCACUAUCGCUGCGCCCCUUCGCAGAUUGCUUAGGAAGGAGACCAUCUGGAAGUGGGAUAAGGACUGCACAUCUGCCAUGAAGAAGUUGAAACAGGCGUUGAUAGAAUACCCAGUCCUUAAGGUCACCGAUCCGACCUUGCCCUUUGUCGUCACUACGGAUGCUAGUCAAUACGGCAUAGGUGCUGCUCUGCAGCAAGACGGUGGCCAUGGUUAUAGGCCCAUAGAGUUCAUGUCCGCCAGAAUGCCUUCAGAGAAGGUUGCGACAUCUACCUAUGAGAGGGAACUCUAUGCUCUCAGGCAAGCGUUAGAACACUGGAAGCGCUACUUGCUUGGGAGGCACUUCAAAGUCUACUCGGACCAUGAGACGUUGAGAUGGUUAAAGACGCAGGCCAAGAUGACACCUAAGCUUACUAGGUGGGCCGCAGAGAUAGAUCAGUACGACUUUGAGCUCAAGCCAGUCAAAGGAAAGUAUAAUGUAGUUGCGGAUGCUCUGAGUAGGAGAGCUGAUUACUUUGGGGCAAUAGUGCAUUACUUAGACAUAGGGAAGGACCUGCAACAGAAGAUUAGAGAAGCCUAUGCGCAGGACCCUAUCUAUAUUUUGGGUGGAGGCCAAUUUGCUGGCUGUUAUUAUCUGAAUGACGAAGAUACGUGGAAAACAACGAUGCCUAACCCCAUGGAGUCUUUUUACGUACAGAAGCCAUGGCUCGUUGAGGGAAAUACCAUGUAUUCGAGGAAUGUAUUUGACAAACAUCGGUCUCGCCCCAAGUGGUAUGGAAAGGAUGGCGUGGGCUAUAUCUGCAUGGGCGAUAUGACAAUGUCCUCCCAGCCCACAGAGGGGGAUACUUGGUAUUUCGUGGCACCGUCUGACUUCCUAGACCAAUUGCUAUCGCCAUUUGCCUAUGGAGGUGUAGUGAGGUUCUUUGCUUGGCAGUACCUGCCCUUAGCUCCUCCUGAGAUGUUGAAGGGGUAUGAGGUCGCCAGGAUCAGGCUUGGUGUUCCAAAAUCGAAAAGGCACCUCGUUGUGAGCCGGCGCUACCCUCAGCCUGUGACUGGGAAUCCCCAGGAGUUCAUCAUCCCUCUGGUGGAGGAGGGAUGGACAGUAACCCACUCGAACAGGGAGGUUUUUGGUGCUGCCGAUCCAUGGGAGGAGCCUGCCACUGCGGAAAUCUUCCUUGAGGCGCUUGGGAAGACCAUUAGCUCCUAUACCCCUGAGCAGCAAGAAAAGAUGGCCGCCCUAGUGAAAGAAAACAAAGAGAGGAAGGAGCUCGAGAAGCAGGCGAAGCUAAAGGCUAUCGCAGAGGAGCAGGCGGCGAAGAUGAAGAGAUUGGAGGAGGAGAUGAAGAGAGUUCAACAGGAGGAGGAAGAAAGAAGAAAGGCUGCUGAAGCAGAAGUAGCAGCAGAAGAAGAAAAAGAAAGAAUGAGGAUUGAGAGUGGAGAAGGGAGUAGUGGCACGAUGAAGAGGGAUACAGAUGUAGAAAUGGAGAAAAAGAUAAGCGAGUGGGUCGCCAAUUUAUCGUUGGGAGAAGACGAGGAGGCGGAGUCAUAUGUGACUCAGGAUGAGAGGGAUGCGCUAGCCAGUGAGCUAGCAGCAAUGAAGGACCCUAUGGAAUGGCGAGAAAGGGAGGAGGAGCAAAAAUUGGCAUGGAAACUGAGGAUGAAGAGGGAGAAGAAAAGGAGGAGAGAUGAAGUCAACAAACUGACCGCAGAGGUGGCGAAGGUGCAGGAGUGUAGGAAAGAAGUGGAGGCCAAGGCAGAUGACAAGACCAAGUGGGAUAAGGUAUUGGGGUACCUGGAGGUGCUGAGCACAGCGUGGAUGCAGGAGUGCCAAGCCAGUUGGAGCCAAGACGUAGCUUUGAGUGCCAUGCGGUCGGGAUUUAGAGACUUUGCGCGAGAUAUAGUCACCCACAUUGGGGGCAAAGUCAAGCAACUGAGGGACAACGUGGGGAAGUUUUGCGAAGGCACCAUUGAAGGUGCCAAAGCAAUAGCCGUUGUAGAGGGCGAAGUCAGACCCCGUAAAGAGCCUGUAAAGCUCAAGUUCCCAGACGCAUACGGGGGCAAGAAGGAGGAGAACUUUGACAACUGGGAAGCCAGUGUCAACAAUUAUGUUUAUUUACAGCACAUCCUGAUGGAGGAGCAAGUCCUCGUGGCCUUCCAGGCCCUCAAGGAUGAAGCGGCUAGAUUCGCCAGGUCUCUUGCGCACGCAGCCGGUUGUGAAAACAACCUGGUUGCAUACUCAAAGGUUGCUAAAGAAAGAGGCAAUCUGGCAAGGGACAAAGACUGUACAGCUGCGCUAAAGAAGUUAAAGCGCGCAUUGAUAGAAUAUCCUGUCCUCAAAGUUGCAGAUCCGUCUUUGCCAUUUGUCGUCACCACGGAUGAGAGUCAGUAUGGGAUAGGCGCCGUGUUACAGCAGGACAACGACAAUGGCUAUAGACCCGUAGAGUUCAUGUCAGCGAGGAUGCCCUCAGAGAAGGUAGCUACCUCGACGUACGAGAGAGAACUCUACGCUCUCAAGCAGGCCUCAGAGCAUUGGAAGCAUUACCUGCUUGGGAGGCACUUCAAAGUGUAUUCCGACCAUGAAACACUUAGAUGGUUAAAGACCCAGGCCAAGAUGACACCUAAGCUAACUAGGUGGGCCGCUGAAAUAGACCAGUAUGACUUUGAGCUUAAGCCAGUGAAAGGCAAGUAUAACGUAGUUGCGGACGCUCUGAGUAGGAGAUCAGACUACUUUGGAGCCAUAGUACAUUAUCUGGAUAUAGGGAGAGACCUGCAGGAGAAAAUCAAGCAAGCGUAUGCGCAUGACCCUAUCUAUAGUGACCUCCUCAAGAGAGUUAAGGAGGCCCCAGAGACCGAACCACAAUACCGCACUACAGAAGGAUUACUGUUUGAGAAGACAGAUGUAUUCGACCGCCUAUGCGUUCCCAAUAGUGAGAAAGUCCGCACUCUAAUCCUAGGGGAAUGCCACAACACAGAGGGGCACUUCGGUUGGCAGAAGACAAUAGCCAACCUGAUGCGUGCGUACACCUGGCCGGGGAUGAAGAAUGACUGCAUAGAGUAUAUCCGCAGUUGUAAAGUGUGCCAGAGGAAUACGACUACUACACGCACGCCCCUAGGUCUUCUCAGACCGCUGUCUAUUCCUGAUCAGCCUGGAGACUCAGUGUCCAUAGACUUCAUGGAUACUCAGGUCAAGAGUAGGCAUGGCAAGAGCCAGGUCAUGGUCGUAGUUGACCGUUUUAGCAAAGGUCGGUUCUUGGUUUUGAUCGAUGUCGAUUAGGCAUGUGACAGUUUGAUAUUGGAGCAGACCUCACAGACAAGGAUCUGCUCCGAUAAAGUUGUCAUCUUGAU